Messenger RNA from Periophthalmus magnuspinnatus, 783 nucleotides. It is a transcript of the gene tmem72, whose product is annotated as transmembrane protein 72. The record is from RefSeq and is a predicted model, not a curated record. Bases 45 to 773 code for a protein of 242 amino acids. NCBI's taxonomy places the organism in Eukaryota, Metazoa, Chordata, Actinopteri, Gobiiformes, Gobiidae. The transcript has 5 exons.
GAUCCACUACCAGAAGAAGUUGGUUGCGAGAAGGAUUUACAGUUAUGGAAAGCCUUUGGAUACUGUUAGAGUGCGCGUGUAGGAUUCUUGGAAUUUCUACGGCAACAGUUUUGUGUGGAGUGGGGAUUGAGACUAUACAACAAGGACAGUUCACCAGCCUUGGCAUCUACCUACUAGUCGCAUCAGCUGGGAUCAUGUUGUUUGAAAUGGCCUUCUUCCUGGACACUAUUCUGCUCACGUGUCUCAUCUGUCCUCCAGACUGGCAGAUCUUUGUACUGUGGGGUAAAAUGGCUCGUGUUGGAGGGUUCCAUAAGUUCCUUUAUUACUCCAUAAUGUCUGCGGUCUGCUUCCUGCAUCCUGUAUUGGUCUGGCAUGCAACCAUACCAGGUACAAUGCUACUCGUGACCGCCUUUUUCAACUUCAUAUUAAGCAAGAAACCUAAAGGUUCCAUAGAUAAACAUGAGAGCGGCAGUGACCAAAACCUGACCACUGUGUGUAUCACGGAGCAAAGUGACAAAUCCUUCUCGUUUCUUAAAUUGGUGUGGCGCAGCAGGAAGGAAGACAAACUGGCCCUGAUAAAGAGUGAAGAGGAGGAGGACCUUGGUUCAUGUGAGAGAGGGGACAGUAUCCAGACCAUGUUAACGCCCAAACAUAAAGGUAGAGACUGGGAGCGGGAACUUGUGUGUUUUCAGGGCAGUAAAGAGGAGCCCCUGGAGGAGAUGGACAAGUCAUGUGACACAACCUCAGACACAACACGCAUGAUCUUAGACUGAUACUUCCUCU